UUGGGGGUCCCUUCCAGAACCAGGCUUUGAACCAGGGCUUGGAUGCGCCACCUUUGCUUUUUGUGUCUAGGGUCACCUGUAGUUGUUCAAAUGGAUCGCACAAGCUUUGUUCAUUUGCGGCCAGGGCUGCAGUAACAACCUGUGUCCAGAUGUCCCUAAGGAGGAUGUGCAGUUUAAACUCUGACAGCUUAAAAAACCCUGGGAGUGCUGCAUCGCUAAGGUGCGCUGGCAGCGGCUGUCACAACGCCAUGUGCCUGUGUUGAAGCCAGCGUGUCUGCUGUGCUUCUGUAUCCUGAUGGGUUGGGCCUCAGUGGGCCCUGAGAUGCUAUUUUUGCUAUUGGCAGCUGUUGGGUAGAUUCAGGCUCUGUUACACGUUACAUGUAUUGCGUGAUUCACUGGUUAAUUGUACGAUACAUUUAGAGCAGCCACAAGUGUAAAGUAAUUAUCACACCAUGAGUUGGUGAAUCACACACUAAAUGUAAACUGGCUCCAUGUCAUUAUCAUGCAAUAACAAUGACUCUCCUGGUAUGAAAAGAGCCAACCAGUUACCAAAUUAGUACUUGCAAAUGUGUAACAACUCUAUAGCUGGCUUCUGGCCAGUUUUAAUUUGAAGAGGUGGCAGGGCCCUCGUACAUCUAUUGUCAGAAACCUGAUUAAAUAGUUGCUUAGUUAAAAUUUUAAUUCGUCUUUUAUAAACGCAAGUUAUACGCUAUCAUACGUCCAGGCUUUUAUUAUUAUUAUUUAUAGUGUCUUGUUCUGAAAAGUGAGAGACUAACGACUGAUUGAGCCAGCAUUUAAUCUCCUGAGGAAAUUCUGCUGUCGUUUAUGAUCAGUCUUAAGCAACGAAUGUGAUCAAUGCUGUAUAACUUACAAGAUUUUGAAAUUAAAACGAACACUUUAAAUUGCAAAUAUUUUUGAGCCACAGAGAUGUAGGUUGAUGAGAAAGGAAGAAGACUUCAUUCAGCGCUGUAUAGUAUCUUAACAAUCGCGAUUAAAAAAAAAAAAAGCAUUAGAAAACCAACCACCCAGUGCUGUUUGGGAGGAAGGAGCGGGGAAGGUGACCAGUGGAAGAGGACAAUCAUCAGCGGUCUUUUCGCAUCAUGUUCCAUUGCCUCACCAACACUUGUCAUAGGCAAACAGCAGAGAGGAGCAGGCUGCAUCUGUGUGCUGAAGACGUGAGCAGUCGGUUACAGUGACCGCGGCGCCCGGUGCCAGCGCGGGGAGGGGGCGGGCGGGGUCCCGUCCUGUCCCGUCCCGGGCUGCCAUGGCCAAAGGCAAGACCAUGCCCAGACCCCGCGCCGGCAGCGGGGAGGCGGCGGCGGCGGACGGCGCGGAGCGGAGGGGCGGCGGCCGGCCCAGGAUGAACGGGGAGAACGUAUUUAUUGGUCAGUCCAAAAUCUACACCUACCUGAAUCCUAACAAAUCUCCAGGUGCUCGUCCUCCACUUCAGGAAGAAAACUGUGUCAUGCAUCACGAAGUGAAGUGUCAGGGCAAAACAAUAAAUGAAACGUGCAGAAAAGGAGAUGAAAAAAGAAAUGCUGGUAAUCCAAUAGAAGGUGCUACAAAACCAGAAGACCAGAAAGAUAAAGAAAGUGGGUGUGAUUCUUCAGCAUCUGUUCCUAAUCAAAAUCAAGAAGCUGCAGAAACUCGAAAGAAUAUGCCUCUACCUUCUAAUAGUACUGAUGCAGCAAAAGCAAAGCAAGCUCAGAAGAAGGUGGUUAAAGCAAAAGGACCAAGGAGAAAAGCACAAGGAAAAACCUCCCAGAAUCGAAAAGUGACAGAUUAUUAUCCUGUUAGAAGAAGUUCCAGGAAGAGUAAAACUGAACUACAGACUGAGGAAAAGAAGAGAAUAGAUGAACUAAUUACAAAUGGGAAAGAAGAAGGAAUGAAGAUAGAUUUCAUUGAUGGUAAAGGGCGAGGGGUAAUCGCUACCAAACGUUUUAAUCGUGGAGAAUUUGUAGUAGAAUAUCAUGGGGAUCUCAUAGAGAUCACUGAUGCUAAAAAGCGAGAGGCUGUCUAUGCACAGGAUCCAUCCACAGGCUGCUACAUGUACUAUUUUCAGUACCUCAGCAAAACGUACUGUGUUGAUGCUACAAAAGAGACUAAUCGUCUGGGAAGGUUGAUCAAUCACAGCAAAUGUGGCAACUGUCAAACAAAACUUCAUGACAUUGAUGGUGUACCUCAUCUCAUACUGAUAGCUUCACGGGACAUUAAAGUGGGUGAAGAACUGUUGUAUGAUUAUGGAGACAGGAGCAAGGCUUCCAUUGAAGCUCAUCCAUGGCUGAAACACUAAUUCAUCCUUCUUUGGCUUGACUGCUCUUGAAGGGAGUGGAUGGAUUUUUUUUCAGCUCUCCUAGUGGAUUGCUUCUGAUGUCUUAACUUCUUUAAAAACCAUUUUUGCUCUAUAGCAUUUAAAUGUUACAAGUUUUCCAGGCAAGCUUGAACACGUGACCCAAGAUGACAAAACUUGCGUUGUAAAGAAACCUGAACACUUCUUUGCAUCUAGAGUGACCUGUGCUGCAUGAGCAUGUAGUCAGACUUCUGCAGUUUAAAGGAAACUUUAAUCUCUUGGGUUGUGCUUCUGCUUUUGGCUCUGAAGUUUCAUGCCUUUUUUUUUUUUUUAGGAAGAGAGAUCUACGCAGUGUCAGCUUUUAUGACAACAGAUGUGUCCCUGUUCUUUGACUCUGGUGUCCAAUAACUUGACUACCUGUAAGACUCUUUAAAACCUAGUGCCGACGGGCCAAGGAUGCCAGUGUGGCAGAUUGCUGUUCUGUCAUUUUGGCUUUUCCAGCAAGGGUACCUCUCAUUGAGGACAAAAUUUCUAAAUGCACUGGCACUAGAGGAAUGAAUAGCUAACCUAGCUACUCUCUCCAGAGAGGCAACUUUAAUCUGUGUGUUGCUGAUCUUGUACAUGGGUGGCUGAUGAUUAGAAAUGUGAAAGGAAAGCUUAAAAGUGAUUUACUAUGAGGACUUUUUUUUUAUUUUAUUUUUUUUUAAGUUAGGGUGUUCUAAAGUUUCUGAGAUGGUACCUUUUCUGUGGCUGAUCUGGAGGGGGUGCUGAAAGGUUUUUAAAGAAACAAAAAAGACUAAAGAACACCUUUCCCAAAUGUAUUGCCUAACAAUGUUGUUUAGCCAUGUUGAGACUAUUUAUUUACUGUGAAUGCUGGAAAUUAGGGAAUAAAGGGUUCAAAAUACGUAUGCUCUUCUUCAUGUGCAGCUUCAAUCAAUAGGGGAGAAGUUCUACAUGAAGAAGUAGAUUCCUUAGAGCCUAGUCCUGCCAGCUCUUGAUCACUGUCUAGUCCCACUUUGGAAGUUGAGGAUGCUUAGCAUCUAGCAGAUUGUGCUCAGAGCAUUAUACGUUUGGGCUUAUUAUAGUUUGGGUUCUCCAGUGGUAUAGGAGGGCUAUGCAGUAGAGGCCCUUACAAUAAAGGUGAACUCGUCAAUUGGAAUUUUUGCCAAGAUGUGCUUGGCAUGUACAUAGCUGAUGAUGGCCCUGGGCUAUCGGCCACAUUUGCUGCUAGAUGUCAGCAAGAGCUUCUGUGGCUCUAUUAAUGUCCUCUGCUCCCCCAUGUCUCCAAGGCUGCUGCUCCUGCUGGCAUCAUCCAGGACAGUUGUGUAUGCUUGCCUAUGUGAUAGGCUGUAGAGUAACACCACCCUGGCUGUGCAUUUCAGCAGCAAAAGGUGGCUUGGUAAUGUAUUUUAAGAGUGAAACUUGAAGAAAAUAUCUAAAAUAAAAAAGAUAUUUAUUAACAAUGAAAUUAUUGCUGUAGUACCUGCCUCUUUCUGAACAGUUUCUUAAGCAGGCUGUGAAAAUGGUCUAGUUCUUAAUACCUUGUACUAUCCAUCCUUCUUUCCAACGCAUGCUUAGCAAGGAGGCUGUGUGUGCUCACAGUUAGCUUGACCACUGUUUAAGCAGAGUAGAACUGGUGUUCAAGUGAAGCCACUUUGCAGAGGCAGCACUACGCUUUCUCAUUUUCUGUAAAGAAAAUCCAAUUACUGGUGUAGCUCCCGCUUCAGAGACCUUCCACUUACAGCAGACUUCAGCAAGUAGGCACACUCUGAGAAGCACACCUCCAUGCUAGUCUUUAUUUUGCCACUGGCUUAUUCUAAUCUUGUUAUAUUGCUCUUCACUUCUCUGUUCCUUGUUUUAUGAAAGGGGGAUUCUGGUACUGACCUACUUACCUUUUCUUAUUAAAAUGCUUUUUCAGUUUGUGGUUGGUAGAGUUCUACAGGCACUUGGGUGGUAUAGCUGUGCAACAUGGAAAUAAAGCUAAUAUGACACUG
Molecule: messenger RNA, 4284 nt
Organism: Alligator mississippiensis (American alligator)
Lineage: Eukaryota; Metazoa; Chordata; Crocodylia; Alligatoridae
Gene: KMT5A
Product: lysine methyltransferase 5A
Exons: 10
Coding region: 1265-2293 (342 amino acids)
Molecular function (GO): histone H4K20 methyltransferase activity; protein binding
Source: RefSeq, a predicted model, not a curated record